This is a messenger RNA of Lolium perenne, 519 nucleotides long. Its product is annotated as E3 ubiquitin-protein ligase ATL6-like. The record is from RefSeq and is a predicted model, not a curated record. NCBI's taxonomy places the organism in Eukaryota, Viridiplantae, Streptophyta, Magnoliopsida, Poales, Poaceae.
AUGAGUUCAUUGUUGCCGCCGUUUCCACCGGACUUAUCGCUGCCGCCACCGAGGCCUCCACCACCGCCACCGCCACUUGAUGAAAAUAGAAUCUUGAUCGUCCGCCUGGUCAUGGCCUUCGCGUUGUCCUUGUUCGCUAUCUUCCUGUGCGGCUGCUGCAAGGGAUAUCGAAACAGCCAGGCUCGCGCUGCGGCCGCCGCUGCCGGAGGGCCACGGCUGCAGCAGCUGGAAUCCCGUGCGGGCAACGGCGGCGCGACUAACACGGCGGCCCGCCUUCCCGCGUUCAAAUAUAGCCAGUCGGUGAAGCACAAAGUGGCUGGUGCGGAGGAGGAGGCGGCGACGUGCUCGGUGUGCCUCGGCGCGUUCCAGCACGGCGAGUCAGUGCGGCUGCUGCCGGCGUGCCUGCACCUCUUCCACGUCGAGUGCAUAGAUCCGUGGCUGGACAGGCACUCGACGUGCCCGAUCUGCCGCUCCGACACUGACCCCACGAUUGGCGUAGGACGGCUACCGAAUGUGUAG